AUGAAUCAGGCAAGGCUUCCUGAAUUCGUACCAGGCUCCAGUUGGAACUCGUGGCGUGAACGCCUAGAAUUUCUCUUCGAGGCGAAUAACGUGCAGGACGCGGCUAAGAAAAGGGCUCUGUUGUUCACGUUUUGCGGCGAACAGACCUACGACAAGGUGCGAGACUUGCUGCAUCCGCUCACACCGGCGCAAGUUCCGUAUGACGACAUAAUCGAACGUCUGAGCAGCCAUUUUGAAACAGGUCCUUCUGAACUUCUAGGGCGCUGGCGUUUUCACAAAAGGGAUCAACUUCCGCAAGAGACAAUCUCUGAAUAUGUCGACGCUUUGAGAGCUCUAGCUAAAGACUGCAAUUUCGGUAAUGUUGCCGUUCCAUUAUCGCUACCACUUGCACCGACCACACGAUCGCCUGCCACGGCGCACGGUGAUUCCCAAGCGACCCAAACUGCAACCAUGCCUUCAGCGAUCGCUUCACCGUCACAAGCAACGGUCUCACAGGCUCCCACGACCGGUGUUCCGGCUUCGGCGAAAACAAUUUUACCUUUGGAAGUGAUGCUACGAGACAGAUUCAUCUGUGGUCUGAGGGACGUGCACCUGCAGCAGCGUCUACUUUCCGAAAGGAAUAUCACAUUCCAAAUGGCGGUCGACACCGCGAAAGCCAUGGAAUCCACGGUUUCACAACAGGCAAGCAUGCGCAGGAGGGAAGAAAACAAAGUACUUCAAACUUCAGCAACCAGAAGCCCAAAGAAGAAUAAGCUCCCUAAGCCGUCCAAAAAGUGCUACCGUUGCGACGGUGCGCACAACCAGAAAAGCUGCCCUCACCGAAAUUCCACAUGCCAGUUCUGCAAGAAACUGGGGCAUAUUGAAAAAGCAUGCACAACGAAGAAAAAGAAGCAGGCUUCCGGCACGCGCUCAUCUGGACGUCAACAAGCGAAUAAUCUAACUGCCGACGAAGCAGAUUCGUGGAACAGCUUAUUCACGGUCAACUCCAUGAGCCAAUCGACUGAGAGCUUAACCGUACGGGUUACGGUAAACGAACGCCCUUGCUGCUUCGAAGUCGAUUCCGGUGCAUCAUUCUCAAUAAUGAGUGAGAACACCUUCAACCAGCAAUGGGACAGCAACAGACCACGUCUACUGAAAGCAGCAUUGAAAUUGAGGACAUGGACCGGCACACCACUUCAAGUCCGGGGCAAAGCACGAGUCACCGUUCAGCUACACAGGAAGCAAGCAAAACUCGAUCUGUACAUCGUCGCGGGAACUGGAACAAGCCACCUAGGUCGAGACUGGUUUGAGCCACUGGGAAUUUCACUGUCUGGCAUUCACCGAGUCACGGAGUCACAGUGCCAGCCACUACUCGAUCAGUUCAACACCCUUUUUAAUGGCAAUAUAUCAGGCCAUGUAGGCGACCCUAUACACAUCGAGCUGCAGCCAAACGCAGUCCCUAGGUUCUUGAAGUCCCGCAUAGUGCCACUGGCAUUGAGGACAGCAGUCGACAAAGAGUUAGACAAGUUAAAAGAGCAAGGCAUUCUGAAACCCGUUUCUUCUUCGACAUGGACUACGCCGCUAGUAACAGUACGGAAGCAGAAUGGCACCUUACGUCUAUGCGGAGACUACCGUAGCACGGUGAACCAAGCGGUAGCGAAGGCAGCGUAUCCGCUUCCCACAGUAGAUGAUAUGCUGGCUCUAGUUCAAGGAGGCAGGAUCUUUUCCAAGAUCGACCUUCAGCAAGCGUAUCAGCAGUUACGAGUGGACGACGCAUCCUCAGAGCUACUCACGGUGAACACGCCACGUGGCCUAUUUCGUGUCACACGCUUACCUUUUGGUGUAUCUGUCUCGCCUCUGGUAUUCCAGAAAUACAUGGACAGCCUUCUGGCAGGGUUAGAAGGUGUCGGGGCGUACCUCGACGACAUUCUCAUUUCUGGCAGUACCCUCGACGAGCAUAACAAGCGUCUGCGCUCUGUGCUUAAGCGCUUGACUGAUGCAGGGCUCAAGGUUCGUCUGGAGAAAUGCCUUUUCGGCGUACAAGAACUUGAGUACCUUGGGUAUCAUAUCAGCGCAGCUGGCAUCAGACCCACACAAGUCAAGGUCAAAGCUAUCCUUCAUGCACCCAACCCAAGGAACAAGAAAGAGCUGCAGUCCUUCUUAGGAUUGCUGAGCUUUUACAACCGUUUUCUAAAGGACCGAGCGUCUGUUGCAGAACCCUUGUAUCGGUUGCUACACAAGGGCACACCAUGGUUUUGGGGAUCCCAAGAACAAGACGCUAUCGACAAGCUCAAGCUGUUGCUAGCUGCAGCACCAGUAUUGGCACAUUUCGACGUUAACCGGCCCGUUUUGCUGGCAUGUGAUGCCUCACCAUACGGCAUAGGCGCAGUCCUUUCGCAACGGACACAGAACCACUUGGAGGUUCCAGUAGCGUUCGCCUCACGGACACUCAGCAAAGCCGAGCAGAACUACGCGCAGCUAGACAAGGAAGGCUUUGCGGUGGUAUUUGGUAUGAAACACUUUCAUCACUUCGUGGCUGGUAGGCAUAUAACCGUUGUCACAGAUCACAAACCGCUACUUGGUAGCUUUAGUCAAGAAAAACAGAUACCAGCAGUACUAUCGCCUCGGAUGCUGCGCUGGUGUCUCUUGUUAAGCGCUUACGAUUAUACACUGAUAUAUCGUCCGGGUCAUCGGCAUCAGAACGCAGAAGCGUUGAGUCGUCUUCCGCUUCCAACCACAGCUAAUGAGGACACUGCUACUGGAGACAUUUUAAUGCUCGAAUCAGUCGAGUGUGAACCACUCACACCAAGACACAUUGCAAGCUUAACCAAACAAGACCCUAUUUUGUCCAAGGUAUUUCAUGCUGUACAAACCGGCGACUUUUCCAGUUGGAGAGAACAAACGUUCACACCGUAUAGGAGGCGUACCAGUGAGCUUUCCACGUGUAAAGGAUGCGUGAUUUGGGGAUCACGUGUAAUUUUGCCCAAGAAAGCACAAUCGCUAGCAUUAAGAAUGCUCCACGCCAACCACCCGGGUAUCGCAGCCAUGAAAAGUACAGCAAGAAGCCAUUUCUGGUGGCCCAAGCUGGAUCAUGAUAUUGAGGUCACGGUGAAGAGCUGUCCGAUGUGUCAGACUUUGGCUCGCGCUUCCUCGCCACUCGUGGACAUAGAGUUCGAGCGUCCCCACACGCCAUGGCACACGCUACACAUGGACUUCGCGGGACCCAUCGACGGUUGGUCGUACCUUAUCGUCAUAGACUCAUUUUCCAAAUGGCUCGAAGUCAAGCGCAUGCGAAGCACGACGUCAGCACGCAUAAUAGAACAGUUACGCAACAUUUUUGCGACGUUGGGCAUCCCUAGGGUAAUCGUCACAGACAAUGCGCCCAAUUUUGUUUCGGCGGCGAUGGCGAAUUUCUACACAAGGAAUGGAAUCAAGCAACGAACAAGCGCUCCGUUCCACCCAUCCACGAACGGACAAGCAGAAAGAAUGGUCGGAGAAACCAAACGUGCUCUCAGGAAAUUAACUGACGGCAGCAUCGAGUGUCGGUUAGCACGUUUCUUGUUCAAACAACACACUACAGUGUCUACAAGUACAGGGAAGACCCCGGCGGAGCUCCUCUUCGGGCGGCGCUUGACUACGCCCCUGGAUUGGAUGCACCCAGAAAAUGACUCGUCCAGUCACGAGAUUCCCCAAGUUCUUCCACGGUCCCACGACUUUGAACCUGACCGGUUAGUCUUCAUUCGCAACUUCGCGGGAGAGCAGCCGUGGAUACCGGCCGUUAUAAUCAAAAAGAUCGGUCGUUGUUCAUUUUCUGCGAAAACUGCAGACGGCAGAGUUCACCGUCGGCACGUGGACCACAUCAAGCCACGUUUGCUGAAGAGCGACCAUGUAGCGACAUGGGAAAUAGCCAAAGCAAGCUUACUCAACUUUCCCCUCGACAUGCAGCAUGCUCCGCAAGUGACUCAGUCACACGACUACGGCCAUUCAACUCAGGAAGGUCAGUCAGCUGAGAGUAAUGAAAGUCUCCGGCCCCAGAAUCAGACCCCAGGUGACUUGCCCCCUCAACAGGAAUCUUCAAGCAAGGAUCACCAGCCUCCAGAAUCAGCUGGCCUCUCUGAGCAGGCAGAGCACAAUAGCGAGGAAGUGAACCAACCGGCAAACCUUUCAUCGCAAGAGCAGACAAGAAACGACUCUACAGCACAAAGUGCUCACAAGACAGGACGUUUUGGCAGGGAAGUUAGGACGCCUAAGCGGUACUUUCAAAAGACUAAAGACUUUCACUUAAAUUAG
This is a messenger RNA of Ornithodoros turicata, 4269 nucleotides long. RefSeq lists its product as uncharacterized. Bases 1 to 4269 code for a protein of 1422 amino acids. The record is from RefSeq and is a predicted model, not a curated record. Gene Ontology annotation, molecular function: aspartic-type endopeptidase activity; nucleic acid binding. Lineage: Eukaryota; Metazoa; Arthropoda; Arachnida; Ixodida; Argasidae. Gene Ontology annotation, biological process: proteolysis; DNA integration. The transcript has a single exon.